Molecule: messenger RNA, 276 nt
Organism: Guillardia theta CCMP2712
Lineage: Eukaryota; Cryptophyceae; Pyrenomonadales; Geminigeraceae
Exons: 3
Coding region: 1-276 (91 amino acids)
Source: RefSeq, a predicted model, not a curated record
AUGCUACGUGAAGGUGCGACUCGUGACUCCCAGUCCGCCGAUCCUGGGAAGCUCUACGCCUACGUCGAGCCCUCCAAGGACAAGAAGCUCAGCGCCCUCCACGACUCCAUCGCCCUCAUUCGAAGCAACGCGCGGGUUGUGAGCGCGACUGAGUUGAUUAUCGAGAGAUAUCAGCGCCAUGCAAGCAUGAGCGAUCAACUGUGCGACGUUGUGUGGAAGAUUUCAAGUAUCAGGAAGUUCAAGGCCGUGAGCAAGAAGCCGAGUGGAUUCAUGUAA